AUGUCUAAUUUAUUUUCAAUAUUAUUACUAUUCUCAAUAAUUGUGGUGGUUUUGGGAAAACUUCCCAAUUUUUUUCAUGGUAAAGAAAUUGGAAAUGCUAGAAAGUAAGUUUUAAAGUUUCAGAUUGUUCUGAAAAAUGUUUCGAGGUUUCAAAAUACUGUGAAUAGUUUCAAAGAAGUUUAGAGAGUUUUUAGAAACUUCAGAAGGUUCCAAAACAUUGGAUUUUCCAGCAAUUAUCUCAAAAGACAUUUGAAAUCCAAAAACCUCGCAAAUUCCGAAUAUCCAUGGCUUCAAACUCUGAAUUUCACCCAAAAAUUGGAUCACUUCGACCCUUAUAACAAGAAAACCUGGAAUCAAAAGUAUUUCUACAAUCCAAAAUAUUCUCGAAAUAAUUCAAUAAUUUUCCUGAUGAUUGGUGGAGAAGGUCCCGAAUCAGGUCAUUGGGCCGCUUAUCCAGAAGUACAGUAUUUGAAGUGGGCUGAUGAGUUUGGAGCUGAUGUUUUUGAUUUGGAGCAUCGAUUUUUUGGAGAUAGUUGGCCUAUUGGGUGGGUUCAGGUGGCUCAAAGUAUAGAAUCAGAAUAAACAUAAAAAUUCCAGUGACAUGUCGGUUGCUUCAUUAAAAUAUCUCACAACUGAACAAGCCUUAGCCGAUCUCGCAUAUUUUAUCCAAUCAAUGAAUCAACUUCACGGCUUCAAUAAUCCAAGAUGGGUAACAUUCGGUGGAAGUUAUCCAGGAUCAUUGAGUGCUUGGUUCCGCCAAAAAUAUCCGGAACUCACUGUUGGUUCAGUUGCUAGUAGUGCUCCAGUCAAUUUGAAACUCGAUUUCUUCGAAUAUGCGAUGGUGGUGGAAGAUGGUUUGAGAAUUACUGAUCCAAAUUGUCCGGAAGCUGUGAGACAAGGAAUUACGCAAAUGCAACAAUUGUCAUUGACAGAAACUGGAAGAGAAACUUUGAAUAAUGUUUUCAAGUGAGCUUUUUUGAGUGGGGAAUUUUUAAGUGUGGGGGGGGGUUAUUUUUUGUGGAUUAGAAAGCUAAAAACAUCCCAAAGUUUUCUAGAGAUCCAGAGAGAAUUCUCAAAGGAUCAGGGGAUUUUUCAAAAUUUUCUAUAAGCUUGAAAAUUUCUCAUUGUCAGAUUUUUUUUAGAAUCCCUGGAUAAAUUCCAGAAACCCUAAAAUCUUAGAAGACUCUGAAAAAUUCCAGAAGUUAUUAGAAAUUUUUCUAGAAGGCUCUAGAACGUCUUGAAGCUCACAGUAAAUUCUAGAAUAGCUUGAAAAUUUUUCAGAAGCUUGGAGCAAUUCGAAAAAGUCUGGGAAGCUUCUAGAAAUUAAUAGAACAUUCUGAAAAGUCUAGAAAAUCUCUAGAAGGUCUGAAAAAAUUCUCAGAAUCUUUUUGAAUUCUAGAAGCCCGGAAGAUUUUCCCUAAUCUAUUUCAAGCCCAGAAUAAUUCCAGCCUGGUUCCAAAAUUCGACAAAAACACAACCAAACUUGACAUCAACAAUUUCUUCGGCAACAUUUUCAACGUCUUCCAAGGAAUGACUCAAUACACCUACGAUGGCCAGGUAAACAUUUUUGAAAUUUAAAUUUUUUCCAAAUUAUAUUUUUCAGAGUGAUCGCACACAUUUCAACAUGACUCUCAGAAAAAUGUGCAACAUCAUGACAAACUCAUCCGAAUCAGAUCCAGUUAAAAGAGUUCACAAUCUUGUGUUGUGGUAUAAUACAUUCGAACCAUCUUCUGAUGAUUUGACUGUGAUGCAGAAUAGUUAUUGGGAUAUCAUUGCUCAGAUUGGAAGUUCUGAUUUGAAAGUUCUUGGGGAAGAUGGUGCAGCUGCUAGAGGUUGGAUGUGGUUGUGUUGUAAUGAAAUUGGAUUUUUACAAACUACUGAUCAGGGAAGAAAUGUUUUCGGAUCUACUGUUCCUUUGAAGUAGGUUUUAGGAUGUGCUAUAGGUUUCUAGGCUCUCUAGCUUCUCUAGCCUCUCUAGCUCAUUUUUUGCAGUUUAUUCAUCGAUAUGUGCACUGAUAUGUUCGACUCAAGUAUAAACAUGGACUACAUCUACUCAAGAAAUUUACAAGCUCAAAACUACUACGGUGGCGCUGAUUUCUAUAAUGUAGGUUCAUUUCUCAUUUCUCAUUAAAAAAAGUAAAAAAAUUCUGCUCCAGGCUUCAAAUGUUGUCCUUCCAAACGGUUCUCUCGAUCCAUGGCACGCUUUGGGAACUUAUCACGAGAAUCAGAAUUAUUCGAAACUUCCGUAUUUGAUCAAUGGAACUGCUCAUUGCUCAGAUAUGUAUCCAGAAUAUGACGGUGAACCGGAAUCUUUGGUUGCAGCGAGGGCUUUUAUUAAAAUGAAUGUUAAACAAUUUAUCAGUGAGUGAAAUUAUAGCUAAACUGGCUCUGGGCUCUUCUGAGGAACCUCUAGUAAUUCUGAAUUUCUUCAACUUACAGUACCCUUUGCAGUUCGGGAUAAUUGAAAUACAGUAAACCUUGGAGUUCAAGAUACAGUUACCCUAGAAAUACAGUAAUUUUUGUAGUUUUAAGUUACAGUAUGCUUUGCAGUUUUGCAGUAACCUUUGAAGAUCAAAAUAAUUGGCCAUACAGUAAUCCUUGUGAACCAUUUUUCCUGUAUCAAAACAUAAAUUCGUCAAAUUUUCAGGAUACGAUCCAAACGUCGAUGGUCCCCAUGGUAGCUCAAUGAGCAACUCAAUUCUCAUUGUAUUUGCUCUAUUACUCUGCAAUUAUUUAUAUUUUUAA
Molecule: messenger RNA, 2745 nt
Organism: Caenorhabditis angaria
Lineage: Eukaryota; Metazoa; Nematoda; Chromadorea; Rhabditida; Rhabditidae
Source: the annotation of a GenBank genome assembly